Messenger RNA from Trifolium pratense (red clover), 1186 nucleotides. RefSeq lists its product as uncharacterized. The record is from RefSeq and is a predicted model, not a curated record. The coding region runs from base 98 to 781 and encodes 227 amino acids. The transcript has 9 exons. Lineage: Eukaryota; Viridiplantae; Streptophyta; Magnoliopsida; Fabales; Fabaceae.
AUGGAGUAUCCGGCUUCAUAACAGAGGAAUAAGAGAAUUCAGUCCCUCCCUCCAUAUCCUCCCAUUCCUUCCAUUGUUGUUAUCCAUCCAUCCUUCAAUGUCUCUUUCUUCUAAAAUUCCAUCCCAUUUCAAUUCCAAUCUCCUCUCUCAUCCCAAUACCGACCACAAGUUGCUAUUACAACGCUUCAAUUGCGUCUCCAAUAUAAAAUGUGGUACCUUUUUCAUGCAAAAUCAAUUGGUUGAGAUGAAGAGUAAUUCCCAUUUGUUCGUCACUCUCCAUUCAAGGCUUUGCUCAAAUAACGCCAAUGACAAUGUAAGUCAGGCAUAUGAGCUAUCAGAUUCAAGCAGUCAUGAAGGUUCAGAAGAAAGCAAAGAGAGUAAGAAAGGAAAAUCACUGUCAAUCAAUGAGAUCAUGAAGAAACUGAAGAGAUACGGAGUUUCUGGAAUCCUAUCCUAUGGACUUUUGAACACUGGAUACUAUCUCACCACUUUUCUUUUUGUGUGGUUUUACGUUGCUCCAGCACCUGGAAAGAUGGGUUAUCUUGCAGCUGCAGAAAGAUUUCUCAAAUUGAUGGCAAUGGUUUGGGCCGGUAGUCAAGUCACUAAGCUUCUAAGAGCUGCUGGAGCAUUGGCACUAGCACCGUUUGUUGACAGAGGAUUGUCUUGGUUUACUAAUAAGUUUAAGUUUCAAUCACAAGGGAAGGCUUUCAUGGCAAUAGUUGGAUUUCUUUUGGGAUUUGCUCUCAUUGUAUUUUUGGUCAUCACAUUACUUUGGGCGUGAAUACCAUUUUGCUACCUACUUGAGAGAACUUCCAAAUUCCAUCAUCACUGCAAAUGUAUAAUAAAUGAUUAUUAUCCACCGAGCUUUUUGCCCUAAAAUGUGUUCUUGAAUUUUGAGUUUGUUAACGUAUGACCCCGCCUUUCAGAUAUUUGCGCCUCUUUUACUUCGCAUGCAUUUGUAUAACGAACAGUAUAAGCUCGCUCCUUCCAUCAUCUUCACAAAUGACUUUAUGUUAGCGUACGUGAGUUGAGAUUUCAGAUCGACUGGAUCUAUGAUCAAAGUUAGUCGCUUAAAAAUAGGCUAUGUGCAAUUAUCGACCACAAAAAAUAGGCUAUGUGCAUAUUUAAUAAUCUGUCAAGCUUGAAAUUUUUUGGCAUAGCUAAUGUAUGAUAGUUUAUUUUUUUA